Messenger RNA from Manis pentadactyla (Chinese pangolin), 4678 nucleotides. RefSeq names its product RB binding protein 8, endonuclease (gene RBBP8). The coding region runs from base 634 to 3327 and encodes 897 amino acids. The record is from RefSeq and is a predicted model, not a curated record. NCBI's taxonomy places the organism in Eukaryota, Metazoa, Chordata, Mammalia, Pholidota, Manidae. Gene Ontology annotation, molecular function: damaged DNA binding; double-stranded DNA binding; Y-form DNA binding. Gene Ontology annotation, cellular component: site of double-strand break. Gene Ontology annotation, biological process: DNA double-strand break processing involved in repair via single-strand annealing; double-strand break repair via homologous recombination. The transcript has 19 exons.
UAUGUUUGAUUGAUCCGCGUCCAUUCCCUCUUUAGGUAAUUUUAACUUUCCGUUUGGUACAGACCACUCACACAUGCUUUCCCUGACAUGUGCUUAAGUCAGACACACUGAAAACUUCCACGUAACACCACGGACUUGAAGUUCCCCACACAGGAGAGCUUGAACUUUCUCCAGAGCAUCUCAAAAGAGCAGUGACGACCGGCUACUCCAGGCCCCGCUCUUCGCGGAGGGACACUCGGCGGGCCGCCCUCCGCAGCCGGAGGAAGGGGCGAGGCGUCGCGGGAACUCCCGCGUGACGCCACCGGGCGGUGGGCGGGGCGGGCCCAGCCGCCUCAACUCCCGGCCGGCGGUGCUGGCGCCCUCCCCCACCUGCGGAAAGCGCGGGCUGUCCCGAGGGGCCGGCUUUCCUGCCCCGGGCUUGGCAGAUUAGUGAGGGAUAGAGGAGUAAAGGGCAGUCGUCUCUUCACCGCCCGGAGCGUGCCCGCUUCCCUUCUGGGGCUCGCGCGGAUCACGAGGCAAUCUGCGGAGCUGUGGUAUUUCAACUGUCCAAAUACAACUUCAUACCUAUACAAUGUAACAGAAAAGAUCAGAAAACAUUAGGCAAAUAGGAGUGUGGAGCAUAUAUUAAGCAAGAUGAACAUCUCUGGAAACAGUUGUGGAAGCCCUAGUUCUGCAGAUGUAUGUAAUGACUUUAAGGAACUUUGGACAAAAUUAAAGGAGUAUCAUGAUAAAGAAGUACAAGGUUUACAAGUAAAAGUAACCAAACUGAAAAAGGAGCGAAUUUUAGAUGCACAGAGACUAGAAGAAUUCUUCACCAAAAAUCAACAGCUGAGAGAGCAACAGAAAGUCCUUCAUGAAACCAUCAAAGUUUUAGAAGAUCGAUUAAGAGCAGGAUUAUGUGAUCGCUGUGCAGUAACUGAAGAACAUAUGCGGAAAAAACAGCAAGAGUUUGAAAAUAUCCGGCAGCAGAAUCUUAAACUCAUCACAGAGCUUAUGAAUGAAAAGAAUACUUUACAGGAAGAAAAUAAAAAGCUUUCUGAACAGCUGCAGCAGAAAAUUGAGAAUGAUCAACAACAUCAAGCAGCUGAUCUUGAAUCUGAUGAGAAUGUUAUUCCAGAUUCACCAAUUACAGCCUUUUCAUUUUCUGGCGUCAGCCUACUACGAAGAAAGGAGAACCUCCAUGUACGAUACUUAGAACAAGCACAUGCUAAACCAGACCACUCCAUGUGUACAGAUGAAUUGAAAAAAGUUCCAAAGUCUUCAACUCAUCCACAGCAUAAACCUAAUGAAAAUGAAAUUCUAGUGGCUGACACUUGUGAUCAGAGUGAAUCUUCUAUGCCUAAAACACAUGGAAUGAACAGUUAUCCCACUGAUAAGUCAUCUUUUAAUUUAGUUACAGUUGUUGCUGAAACAAUUGGACUUAGUGUUCAAGAAGAAUCUAAAUCUCAAGGUCCCGUGAGCCCUCUUUGUGAUGAGCUCUAUCACUGUCUAGAAGGAGAUUACAAGAAACCACCUUUCGAAGAAUCUAGAAGAAAUAGUGAAGACAGUUUAAGGUUUUCAGAUUCUGAAUCAAAGACUCCUCCUCGAGAAGAAUUGACGACUCGGGUAUCAUCCCCUGUAUUUGGAGCUACCUCUAAUGUGAAAAGUAGUAUAGCUUUGAAUACAAGUUUGUCCCCUUCUCUUUUAGAGACUGGGAAAAAAAACCAUCUGAAAACACUGCCUUUCAACAACACAUCUAAUUCUAGAUCAGAGAAAACUAGAUCAAAAUCUGAAGAUAGUGCCCUUUUCACACAUCACAAUCUUGGGUCUGAAGUGAACAAGAUCAUUAGCCAGUCAUCUUCUAACAAGCAGAUGCUUAAAAAUAAAAAUGUAAGUGAAUCCAUAAGUGAACAGGAUAGUGUGGAUCACAUUAAAGAUGCUGUUACUGAUAGAGAGAGCCAUGUAGUAGCCCUGAAACCACUGGGAGGCAGACCAUCCAAAAGGAAAAUUGAGGAGGAAAGUGAAGAUGAAGUAAACUAUCCACAAGCCUCUUUUGAUAAAGAAAAUGCGUUUCCUUUUCUGCUGGAUAACCUUUCUUCCAUGAAUGGAGACCAUAUGAUGGAUAAACCUCUGGAUCUGUCUGAUCGAUUUUCAGCUGUUCAGCGUCAAGAGAAAAGCCAAGGAAGUGAGACCUCUAAAAUCAGAUUUAGGCAGGUGACUCUCACAGAGGCGUUGAAGCCCAUUCCAAAGGGCCCCUCCUCAAGCCAUAAGGCCCUGAGUGGGAGCUGUGUGUUAACCAGAGAUUCCCCAGAGGAGCCCUGUUUACAGGAGUGCAUCUUCCAGUCCUUGAGUAAAUCCUCUCCAGACAAUAAAACACCAUUACAAAUAAAGGAAGAAAAUCCUAUCUUUAAAAUCCCUCUACAUCCACAUGAAAGUUUGGAGACAGAGAGUCAUUUCAAGGACUUGAAGGGUACUGGUUCUCAUGAGCCAGUAAAAAUAACCAGGUCAGUCCGUGGAGCAUGUGAACUUGCAUCAGUUGUUCAGUUAAAUCCAUGUAGAAUUGCUAAAACAAAGUCUCUACAAAACAACCAAAAUGUAUCCUUUGAAAAUAUCCAGUGGAGUAUAGAUCCAGGAGCAGACCUUUCUCAGUAUAAAAUGGACAUUACAGUAAUAGAUACAAAGGAUGGCAGUCAGUCAAGAUUAGCAGGAGGAGAGACAGUGGACAUGGACUGUACGUUGGUUAGUGAAACUGUGCUUUUAAAAAUGAAGAAGCAAGAGCAGAAGGGAGAAAAAAGUCCACACGGAGAAAGAAAAUUGAAUGACAGCUUGGAAGAUAUGUUUGAUCGGACAACACAUGAAGAAUAUGAAUCCUGUUUGGCAGAUGGUUUCUUCCAAGUAGCAGAAGAAGAGGAAUUGUCAGCUACCACAAAGAUACCAAACACUCGUGGUGAUAAGCAAGAUAAAGUAAAACAGAAAGCAUUUGUGGAACCGUAUUUUAAAGAUGAUGAAAGAAAGACUAGCUUACAAAAUUUUCCUCAUAUUGAGGUAGUUCGGAAAAAAGAAGACAGACGAAAAUUGCUUGGACACACAUGUAAAGAAUGUGAAAUUUAUUAUGCAGAUAUUCCAGCAGAAGAAAGAGAAAAGAAGUUGGCUUCCUGCUCAAGACACCGAUUCCGCUACAUUCCACCCAACACACCAGAGAAUUUUUGGGAAGUUGGUUUUCCUUCCACUCAGACUUGUAUGGAAAGAGGUUACAUUAAGGAAGAUCUUGAUCCUUGUUCUCGUCCAAAAAGACGGCAGCCUUACAAUGCAAUGUUUUCUCCAAAGGGCAAGGAGCAGAAGACAUAGAUGCUGAAGCAAAAACAGGACAGACGACAAUUUUUUUCUUUUUAGUUAUUUAUAGAUAAAGUUAGUAUUAAACACUGAUUUUUUUUUAUCUUCUGUAAACUGAUUUAUAAAUCAUUUUUCUAUUGAGAAUGUUUUUAAAUGUCAUUUACCUACCACACAUAACAGUUAUUUAAAAAUGUAGAUGAGUUUAUGUUGUGUUUUCUCCCUUUUGCACCUUUAGAACAAUAAGGUGCUUUCAUUUUGCACUCUAACUUAAGAGUUAUUUACUUUAUUUGAUAACACUUAAUUACAAUUUUGAAAGUAAAGAUACUGUAGUCUGCAAUUUGUUGACUUUCAGAUCGUGUUUUUUUUUUUACUCCCAUCUUCCCUUGGUAUUUACAUUCACCAGUGACUUCAUAUUAAUCAUUACAAAGUUUCAUCCUUGUAAUCAAUUGCUCUUCUGAAGGUCAUUCCAGUGUCUGACAUUGAAGUCUUUUUUUUAAAAAAGGCUAAAGUUUAAUAGUCUCUUAACUUUCUAGCUUCUUUUUUUGUUGACUUGAAGUACUAUAGGGAAUUCUUCCAAGGUGACCACAAGUGUCAACCUUUUUCUUUCCCAAAAUAUAUAUAUACUAUAGGUUAAGGUCAUCUAACAUCAUCCUCUGAUCUGAUCAUAAUAUUCUAGGUCCUAACAUGUUUUCUUUUCAUCAUACUUUUUUUCUGGUGCUAUUUUCAAGCUGAAUUUUCUCUUUUCUGCCCAUGUGUUCAUAUUCAGUUGUAUUGUUUCUCUGGAUUGACUGAUGUUACGAUCUUCCAAUUUGACAACAAAAUAGGUUUCUCUAUAUAGCCACUUUCUGUUCCUCUAGGACCUAGUAGUGUCUGAGUCAUUAAGAUCAUUCAGAGUAAGAUGAUACAUUUGUGUGACCUUUAAUAGCAACAUUUUGUUCAUCAAUGUCUUUUGUAUAUUCUUUUAAUCCAUAUCUCAACAGUAUCACUACAUAAGCAGGAGCACAUGAGACACUGAAUGGAUGCCUCACCAAUGUCUAAAUAACCUUAUAGAUAUAAACUUCCUGGAGUUCCUAAAAAAUCUCUUUGCUUAGUCUCAUCUUCUGCAUUGGUCAGGGUUCUCAUGUGAAUAAAUGACAUCAGUUUGUGUUUUCACAGAGAGGAUGGAAAAAGAAACCAUAUACAGUGAAUAUCUACUAUAUGUCAGACCCCUUAUGUACAUGGUUUGGCUCUGAAUGUGAGUCUGAAUUUUAUCAGCUUCUAUUCAGUACUUCUAUUCCUUUCCAAAUUGUUUAUUCUGUGUUUGAUUUUUGUUCUCUGCUUUGCAGUCAGCUAAUCUCCCCAAAAUAAAAGAAGCAAUUCACUGGUU